Pollicipes pollicipes is the source of this 2328-nucleotide messenger RNA. It is a transcript of the gene Axn, whose product is annotated as protein axin. Gene Ontology annotation, biological process: cell development; negative regulation of canonical Wnt signaling pathway; positive regulation of protein kinase activity. Gene Ontology annotation, molecular function: ubiquitin protein ligase binding; molecular adaptor activity; protein kinase binding. The record is from RefSeq and is a predicted model, not a curated record. The transcript is spliced from 18 exons. Lineage: Eukaryota; Metazoa; Arthropoda; Thecostraca; Pollicipedomorpha; Pollicipedidae. The coding region runs from base 138 to 2174 and encodes 678 amino acids. Gene Ontology annotation, cellular component: nucleus; beta-catenin destruction complex; plasma membrane.
GCGUGACCGGCGGCGGCGGUGGCGGCGCCGGGGGGCGGAGGUCAGGGCCAGAACCGUUCUACGAUGCGUCGCCGUACGAGCUGCGCCUGCCACCUAGCGAUAACUUCCGCAACUUCCUGCGCGCUAUCGCGCACGACAUGAGUCAGGUGGUCUCGUCGUUCGCCGCGCCCGGAGAGCCCCGGCCACCCGUCAUAGGUGAGGAGGCCCGCCAUGCGCGGAGUGAGGGCUUCGACCAGCCCUUGAAGCGCGUCGUCACCAUGGAGACGUACGACGGCCAGGACGAGUACCUGAAGCCGCCGCCGGGCUGGGAGAGCGGCGGCGACGGCGCCGAGGGCGGCCCGUCGCCGCCCUACACGGCCGCCUCCACGCCGCCCUACCUGCGCUGGGCCGGCGGACUGCGCUCAUUGCUCGACGAUGAGGAGGGUGUUGAGCACUUCAAGAAGUACCUGAACGAGGAGGGCUGCCCGGAGAUGCUCGACUUCUGGUUCGCGUGCAAGGGCCUGACGGGCCAGUCGCCCGACAGGCCCGAGCACGACCCGGUCCAGUUCCGGCGGACUCAUCUUGGCCAUAUACAAGCGGUUUGUGCGGCCGCGGCGGCACGCGCGCGCCGAGCGCGUGCCGGCCGAGCUGCCCGUGAGCGAGGACGUGCGCUCGGAGAUCGCCGAGCGCGUGCACGCCGGCCGGCUGGACGCGCACCUGUUUGCCGCCGCGCAGGCGCAGGUGGAGGAGCAGAUGAACCGCACCGUGUACGCGAGCUUCCUCAAGUCGGACUACUACAUCCAGCUGGUGCAGGGCUGGCCGACCUGCGGCGAGGGCGCCGAGGAGAGCCUGGAGGGCUCCAGCUGCGCCAGCAGCGUCUGCGGCCUGCCGCCGACAAGCGGGCCCUCAUCCAGCCGACCGGCCGGCGGAAACCGGACAAGGCCGCCGCGGCCAGGACCGGCCUGUCGAUGUACCAGCAGCCGGGCCUGCCGCUGCCGCGGCCGGUCAACCCCUACCACACGCUGUACAGCUCCUACAACCCAGUCAGCAGACAGGACUCGGAGCUGCAGAGCAAGAGCUCCGAGGCGCUGACCGACGACACGUGCAGCAGGGCCGGCUCCUCCGUGGACGGGCGCACCGGCCAGUACCCCACCUGGCACUCGCAGAGGCGGGUGACCAAGCGGCAGCACAGGCUAAUGAAGGACAGCGCACGCCAGAACCAGGAGUCCUCUCUCCAGCACCCAGUAAUACCGCGCACGGAGAGGGUGGUCGAGCUUCCCCUGAACCCCUCGUGGCACGUGCAGGAGUUCGCCCAGCUGCUCACCUCCAAGCUCGAGCGGGUCAUACUCGAGCGCGAGAUGAUGGAGAGCGGCGUCGACUCGAAGCGGCUGCUGCAGGACGCCAUCGGCAAGCUUGGCAAGCUGGCCGUCGAGAAUGAGCAGGAGAUCCUCGACGCGCACAUCUCCAAGGUGUUCGACUCCAGCCACCACACGCCGUGGCGGUCGGGUGCGCGCUCGCCGGCGCCGCGCGACGUGCUGUCGACGUUCUCGGCCGACUCGGGCACCGUGCAGGACCUGGCGGCGUCGCAGCUCAGUCUGGAGCGGCACCAGCGCCACCACAUGCCCAAGUCGCGCACGUUCCCCGACUACGCGGCCCGGCGCUCGCUGCAGGACCCCGACUCGGGCGUCUCGGUCGUCUCCACCGACCGGCUGCCGGUCCGCACCCGGCCCAACGAAAAGGUGAUGAUGUGGAUGCAGCAGGCGGGCAAGGACGAGUCGUACAACACGUCCCGCUCCGGCUCGCUCGACCGCGCCGCCGAGGAGGAGCGGCGCGGACGCGCCCGGCUGUCAGAGGGCGGUCAGCAGCCGCAGGCGGCGCCUUACAACUCGCUGAAGCGGCACGUCGCCCGCCAGCCCAAGCCGGGUCAAGCGCGUCCCGACGCCGACGACAUGUUGUGCGUUGCCUAUACGUUUUGCGGAGAAGAAGUGCCUUAUAGGACGCGAAUCGCGGCCAAACGCAUUACGCUUAAACAGUUUAAACAGCUGAUGCCGCGCAAGGGAAACUACAGGUAUUUCUUCAAGACUGAGUGCCGCGACUUUGAGACGGGUGUGAUUCAGGAAGAGGUGACGGACGAGGCAGCCGUGCUGCCGCUCUGGGAGGGCAAGGUCUUCGGUCAGGUGAUGAGCCGCGACUGACUGGCCCUCCCAACGGUCGCCUCGCCGCCGCCUCGGCCGCGCGCUAUUUUUCUACGCCCAUUGUUGAUGCGGCGCCGUGUGCGGCGUUUUCGCCGGCGGCGCGCGCCGCCAUACCUCGCCACCUGCUCUGCCAGCUGCGCGCGCCGCGGUGUCC